CACUCAUUGCUCUCCUCCAUGUCCGUUCUCAGCCAAGCUGCUCGCCGACUUGUCAGGGCAUCUGUUGUCGAUGCUCGCACCUUCACUACCAGCACUCGCAGGCGCCAGGCUGAGCCUUUGCAAAAACCAGUUUUGAACAAGGAGUUCAAGAUUUAUCGUUGGAACCCUGAUGAGCCUGCUAAGAAGCCUACUUUGCAAUCGUACACGAUUGAUCUUAACCAGACAGGGCCUAUGAUUCUUGAUGCUCUCAUCAAAAUCAAGAAUGAAAUCGACCCUACCCUCACUUUCCGUCGUUCGUGCAGAGAGGGAAUCUGCGGCUCGUGUGCAAUGAACAUCAAUGGCCAAAAUACGCUGGCCUGUCUUUGCCGCAUAGACAGGGAUGCUUCUAAAGACUCUAAGAUUUAUCCUCUACCUCAUAUGUACAUUGUAAAGGACCUAGUUCCCGACCUCACUCAAUUCUACAAACAGUACAAGUCAAUUCAGCCAUACCUCCAGAACGACAACCCUCCAGAAAAAGGAGAAUUCCUUCAGUCUCAAGAAGAACGUCGCAAACUCGACGGAUUGUACGAAUGUAUCCUAUGUGCAUGCUGUUCAACAUCCUGCCCUUCGUACUGGUGGAAUCAAGACGAGUACCUUGGUCCGGCUACUUUGAUGCAGGCAUACCGGUGGAUCGCCGACUCUCGAGACAGCAACGGUGCGAAGCGAAAAGAGUAUCUGCAAAACGAGUUGAGCAUGUACCGAUGCCACACUAUCUUCAACUGUUCUAGAACUUGUCCGAAGGGUCUCAACCCUGCUGCAGCUAUUGCAAAGAUCAAACUCGAGCUCGCCGCAGAUUAAACAUACUUUCUCGCGUUGAGUUUGGUAUGUUCAAUUGUAUACAUAAUCCGCAGGCCCUCAAACAAAUGUCUGCAAGGAGUUGGAGAAUUAUGAGGGGUGUCUCGAUUGUCAUAGACAUAAGCUUUUUUCCCGCUUGUUUUCAUUUCGUGCGGAAUAAGGUGGAUUCGUGUUUAACCAUUUUUGAUCGCGUUGAACAUGAACCUCCAACAUAAUAGCAAUUCUUCUUUAACCAAUCUCAUGUUCGGCCAAAAGCUGAUAUCUGAUCAGUUGGUCCAUGGAUGUGUACUGAAAGCCAUUCGCACCAUGUUUGGUAUACCGUUCGAGAUGGGGUAACUGUGCUUGCAAUUUGGGCAGGUCAUGCUCCCUUCCUCGACAUGAAUCUACAAAAAUGACUUAGAGCCAUAUGUUUCACGUUGACGGUUCAAUAUAUAUACCUCAAGCAAUACAUGGUG
Lentinula edodes (shiitake mushroom) is the source of this 1289-nucleotide messenger RNA. Its product is annotated as iron-sulphar subunit protein of succinate dehydrogenase. Gene Ontology annotation, molecular function: electron transfer activity; 2 iron, 2 sulfur cluster binding. Gene Ontology annotation, biological process: tricarboxylic acid cycle; aerobic respiration; respiratory electron transport chain. The transcript has 7 exons. NCBI's taxonomy places the organism in Eukaryota, Fungi, Basidiomycota, Agaricomycetes, Agaricales, Omphalotaceae. Bases 19 to 837 code for a protein of 272 amino acids. Gene Ontology annotation, cellular component: mitochondrial membrane. The record is from RefSeq and is a predicted model, not a curated record.